Phoenix dactylifera (date palm) is the source of this 978-nucleotide messenger RNA. RefSeq lists its product as uncharacterized. Gene Ontology annotation, molecular function: RNA binding. NCBI's taxonomy places the organism in Eukaryota, Viridiplantae, Streptophyta, Magnoliopsida, Arecales, Arecaceae. The record is from RefSeq and is a predicted model, not a curated record.
AUGAAGGUGACCGUUGUCUCUCGCAACGGCAGAGAAGUCAUCAAGGGCGAGAUCGAUCUCAAGGAUUCGAUUCCCCAAGCUUGCCCAGAGAGGCCACACGCACUCCCACUCCCUGUCCCUGUCCCUGUCCCUCCCCCUCCUUGUGGCCUCGAUCAGCCACGGGCUUCUCUAGCUCUCAUAAGCGAGGAGACGAACAAACAUAAGCCCCAGGACGACGUCGUCUCCGAGACCCAACUGAAGCAAGGAGUCAAAGAGGGAGUGGUGGGAAGGGAAGGUGAUAAGGGUGUCACGGGUUCGAAGGGGUUUAGAGGCUCUGGGAGUGGUUCUUUUAGGGGGGAGAGAGUGUAUGCACAGAAGCCAGUGCGACGCCAGGGGGGGCUCCCGCCUCUCCUUCGCCGGAGAAAGCUCACCGGCGACUUCGAGUUCAAGAAGGUGGAGACCGGCGCUGGAGACUCAAUACGUGAGGCCAAGACUACAGUCAUGAUAAAGAAUCUCCCCAAUAAGUUCACCACGGAGAAGCUCCUGGCCAUACUCGAUCAGCACUGCCUAGAAGAGAAUAAGAAGGUUCUCUCUUUAAAAAGAGAGGAGGAAGCAUCUGAUGUGAAACUGGGAGAUGCUGAGGUAGUCACGACCCUAUCCGAGUUCGACUUCUUAUAUCUUCCCAUAGACUUCAGGAGCGGCAGUAAUUUGGGCUACGCCUUCGUGAACUUCUCAAGCUCAAUUGCAGCCCGGAGGCUGCACGACUAUCUGCAUGACUUUGAAUGGAAAUGCUUCGGAUCUCGCAAGAUAUGCGAGGUUACCUACGCCAGGAUCCAGGGCUUACAGGAUCUCAAGGAUCACUUCAAAAACUCUGUAUUCAUCUGCGAGCGUGAUCAAUUCCUUCCGAUGUGCUUCCAGCCAUGCCGCAAUGGCUUUAAUCAAGCAGAGCCGGAGUAUGUUUGUAGGCGGAUUCACGUUGCAUCCCAGGCUAUGGAAUGA